GUAGUUCACUUCCAUCGUUUUAUUGCAUGCAUCUUCUGCAUCUCUCCUUCUUCGUCUUCAUCGUCAUCGUCUUCAUCUUCUUCUUCAUCUUUUUCGUCUCCCUCCCACACGCCUGCUCUACGCACGUGUGCGGGGCGGACGUCCCUACAUAUUCAUUCGUAUCUGGAGCCAGUCUAGUAUGCUGCCUGAUAGCCUGUCGUCGCUCACACCCCAUGGCCGGUCCUCGAGCACCGCAACAUGCGGCGGGAUGGUUGGCUGUCGCUGCAGACCACAUUCGAGAUAGCGGUUUUGGAGUCGACGUCCUCUCGUCUACCUCGAGCAAGCUGUGGCCCUACAUGCUGCCCUUUGCUCUGUACUUCAAGCCCUUGGUGGUCUUGACCGCCUUGACAUGGCUGAUCUGGAGAGCCUACCAAGUCCUGAACAAGCCGCUCGACGAUCUCGCCGGUCUCCUCGGCUUCGACAUCCCCUCUGCCCCAGAAAUUGACCUGGCCGGAGUCAAGGCAGAUGGCGCCAUUGUGCAUUGGUCGCUGCCGGAACCUCCUCUGCGCAUGAACAAGAGCACGCACAAGUUCGAGGUCAUGGUAAAUGGGGACUUGAUCGCCUCCCUGUCCGUCAGGGAGUCGGCCGCCUUGAUCACCGGUCUGCAGCCUGGCUGUUACUACGUCGUACGCAUAUCGCUGGCCAACAACCAGGAUUUCACCUCCAAGAGCCUUCCUCUGCGCUUUCGCACCAAGCAACUGGCUUCCGGCGACUUCUUCACCACAUCACUAGACGACGACAGCGAUUACGAUCUACCACAGGUGCCCAUCCAGGCCGUCCCGUAUCGUGGGUUACACGGCAUCACAUUCGCUCGACCAGACGCCCCACCGCCCAUUACCCGAGAGAAUAGCGGGGCAGGAGGCCCGACCAGAAGCCUCAAAGGCCGAAGGGCUUCGCCUUCUGCACUCGAUCUACAACAGCUGGACCCGCCUGCCGACCAUGUGGAGCCUCCCGAAGGCGCUGAAACUAUCACGCGAUUGACCGAGAGGCUCGAUGAGAUCCGCAGGGAGACGGACGAGGCGGAGAGGCAGGCGCGAGAGGAAGAAGAGGAGGAUUCGAGGCUAAAGGAGGAAUUGAUCAAAGAACGAGACGAGUUGAAGGCAGAGGCGCUGGAGCGAGACAAGGCGAGUCGGAAUCUGAAGAAAGAGGUUAACACAUUGGAGCGGCAGAAUACGAUCGCGCAAAAUGAUAGAACCAAAGCCGAACGCCUUCUACAGCAAAAGAAGCAGGAACGGGUCAAGAUGAAGGAAGACAUGGCUCGAUGGGACCGUGAGACUGCCAACAUGAAGGAGGAAGUGGAGAAUAUUCGGAAGGAGAAAGAGGAGUUUCUGCGGAAGAGCGAGCAGGAAAAGAAAGAGCUGCGUGCAAAGCAGGCGGAACAGGCGGCCGCUCUCAAGCUGCUGGACGAUGAGGUGAAGGAGAAGAGUACCGAGAUCAAGAAGCUGGAGCGCAGCAUGAAGAACAACUCCCCCAACACCACCGAGCAGGAGCCGAACCUGGUCCAGCAACAUCAGCAGGAAAUGGAAGAGCAGAGAGCGUGGGAUCAGCAUAUCCAGCAACUGCAGCAUCAGUAUGCAAUCACUGUGCAGAAGCUCGAAACAUCCAAGCGUAUGCACGCUGAGCAAGCAGCAUAUCUCGAGCAGCUUCGCGCCAAGCGUCGACAGGAGGAGGCAGCCCACCUCUACGCGUCUCCGCCCGCCACUCAGGAGCGACCACUGCGUAGGGGCGAUAGCAAUCGCAGCCGCAGAGGUCAGAGCGGCGUCAGCGCAUCUGAUAGUCCUCGCAUGGCAACCUUUCAACCCACAUCUGCCGCAUUCCCACCAGGCACUGCCGCCACGGCAUCGAUCUUUCCCGGAGCAUCCACCUUCUUCAAUAUCAACAAUGGCAUGACUCUUCAGGGUCCCAGCAAUGGCAUGACCGUGUCAGAGGAGGAACGAGAGCGAUUGACUGGCGGUGCCCUGAUGAGUCCCGGUGCGGGUGCGAAUCUGAUACCUGCAGACCUCUUUGGCGAAGGCGAUAAGACGCUCACGGAGAUGAUUCUCCCUGGCCUGGGUGCCCUUCCUGGCGUACCCGAGCCUGCUUCCACUGUUCCUCCCUCGUCCGCUUCUCAAAACCAUGCCGCAUCCUUUGACCCAGGGCCUGCAUCUCCAGCUUCGGUUGGUAGCGGGCCGACAAGCCUGUUCGCUAGUCCUCGAGCAAGUGCACAGAAUCUGGUUGGCUCACCCGAAGGUGUAGAGCGUGUGAUGGAUUCCGACCGUCGCUCCAUACGCUCCACUCGCUCCAAUCGUGCUAUUAGCGGGACCGGCAGUCGUUUCAGUGGCAUGUUCGGGAUCAAACAGCGAGCCAAGACGAGCGGUGGCGAAGAAGGUCUGGCGCUGAGUAAGUCAAAUUCGAUGCCUCGACAGGAUGGUGGCCUUGCUGGGAUCGAUUCCGAGACGCGCAAGCGGAACAGUAGCAUUUCUGGCUCCAUGCUCAGUGGGCCGUCAUUUGGUGGCGAUGUCGCAUUUGAUACCCCUCCACUCCCCGCAUCCUCGCGGCGCAGUCGAGCCUUUGGGCUGUUUACCAAGUCGAACACUGAUAGCGGAGGAGGAUGGCCCAGCACUUUCACCGGCUUUGGAAGACGGCCUACAUCGCCUCGGCCUGGGUCGACUCACUCCAAUGAGUUGCCACGGCCGUCCUUUGACAGCAGUCGGUGGGGUGGUGAUGGUUGGGGCCCCGGAGAUGUUGGUGGCGGUAACAGAAGCAGCCCACUGGCCUUUGGAACUACCUGGGGGCCGAAUCAGCCACCACAGCCACGCAUAUUUGGCUCCCGUCAUACGUCGCGUCGUCCAUCUGCACAGUACGGCGUCAGCGGUCCUCCCGACGACAUUACCGAGGACGAAGAUGACGAUCGCUUCGACGAUGGCCGUGCUUCCGCCCUAGGACCUAUCGGCAGCAAGCCGCGCACGAAGGCACCCACGGUCGCGGAACCGCACGACGAGGAUGUACCGCGGCUCAACCCGGCCGCCAAAGACUUCAAGUCAUUCUUUUCCAGCAUGAAGCUGAGCAAGUCGAGGGGCGAAGGUUCCUCCAACGCAGGCUCUGCACACAAUACUCCCAACCUCGCUCAGGGGGAAAAUGAAGAAGAAUUCUCGCCGGCCAACAGUCGCAAGUCCCGCGACACUCGCAGCAUUACCACGGCCGAGUCGUCCCUGGCAGAAUCGGGGCGGAACUCCCCUGAUCUCAUCCGCACGUCGUCCUACACGUCCGAGGCGGCACCCUCUCCACUCCUCGGUGGCAGCUCUGUCGCCAGCAGAGAAUCAUUUAUGCAAAAGAUAUCUCGCAAGUCGUCGUCUGGGGGCUUUGGACUUCCCCUCUUUCAGCGUAACAAGUCGAAGCUCGAUACCCACUUGCAGACGACAGAAGACGGACAGCCACAACAGCUACAGCUACAGCUACAGCUACCACAACCACAUGAUGGCACUGGGUCAUUGAGUGCCAGUGUGAGCAGUGUGCGAGACGGUAACAAGGAUGCCGCUGCUGCUGCUGGUAGUGGUGGUGGUACUGGUUCGACUCCUGGUCGCGAGAGCAAAGAGCAAGCGCGGGGAAGUGGUAGGAACUGGAGCAAUGUCUUGAAGCUGGGAGGAGGCAAAGACAGGAGGGGAGAGAAGAAGGGAGGGGGCAAUGAGAGUCCGAGUCUGAGCGGCAUGAGUAUGACGACGGAUGAGGAUCGCGAUGAGCGUGAGAAGGAUGAGGUGUAAUAGGUG
Molecule: messenger RNA, 3785 nt
Organism: Sphaerulina musiva SO2202
Lineage: Eukaryota; Fungi; Ascomycota; Dothideomycetes; Mycosphaerellales; Mycosphaerellaceae
Exons: 2
Coding region: 27-3779 (1250 amino acids)
Molecular function (GO): protein binding
Source: RefSeq, a predicted model, not a curated record